AUGAGGAAACAUUACCCAGGCUCCAGGACGCUUCCCACUGGCUCCGGACCCCUCCUGCCGCCGAAGAUCCCCACCCCCCGUCUCUACCCCCUGCGGAACCCAGAAGACCCUGCCUGGACCCCAGGACCCUUUCUUACCAACUCAAAACUCCUCCUGCCAUUGCCCACAGACCCUAGGGUACCCCAUGUGGACCUCACGCCCGCUCCGGAUCCUUCCCGCUACCCACCGCAGCAUACAGGGGACCCUGACUGGACCCAGGCCUCUUCCCACUGGUUCCUGACACAUCCCACGGCCAUGUACAUGAUGGGACCAAACCUGUCCUACCAGGCUGGCAGCCUGGACCACAUGCCGCUUACUCCAGGCUCCGGGUACAUCCCGCAGGCUGCCACUGCCCCCGGAACACCUGUGAUCCCGAGGGACCUGGCCCGGAUGCCAGACCCAUACCGCCACCCACCACGUCACCCAGGGAACCUGGCCUGGACACCAGGCCCCUUCCUGUUCAAUCUGGAGCCUUCCCAUAGGCUCUGGACACCACCCAUCACGGCCACAGCCCUCAGGGAAGCAGACCCCUUCCGCCCUCCUCUGCCGCCCGAAGGGGACACAGCCCUGACCCUAGGCCUCUUCCAGUUGGCUCUGGACUCCUCUCGAGGCUGUGGACCCCUCCCUCAACUGUGGACCCCUCCCACCAGGCCACCGCCCCCAGUGGAUCUGGCGCAGACACCAGUCCCCUUCAGCUGGGUCCAGACCCCUCCUGCCGGCUCCAGAGCCCUCCCACUGGCUGCCACAAACCCCAGGGUACCUGGCACUGAUCCCAAGCCCCUUUCCACUGGCUCCAGACCCCCACCCCUACCCCGCGGCAGCCUGUGGACACAAGACGACCAGACCAGGACCCCAGCCCCAGUCCCACCGGCUGUAGAUCCGUACCGCCACUCACCGCGGCACCCCUCCCGCCACUGCCGUGGUGUCAAGAGGACCCGGCCCAAACAGCAGGCCCAUUCCUGGGACCCGGCCCAAAACCAGAAACCUACUCGCCGGCUCCAGAACCCUCCAGCCACCCACCGUGGCACGAAGGGGACCCUGCCCAGACACCAGGCCCUUUCCCACUCCCUCUGGACCCCUCCCGCCACCAGCCACGACACCAAGGGGAUGCAACCAGGACAUCAGGCCCAUUUCGUCGGCCUCCGAUACUUCCUGCCUCCCUCCCUCCUCUGGCACCAUAACCAAGCCCUCAGGGUCCCAGACACCGACCCAAAGCCCCUUCCAGCUGGCUAUAUUCCCUCCCCCAGGGUACCCGGCCCUGACCCCAGAUCCCUUCUUGCUGUCUCAAGACCCCUCCUGCUACCACUGGCGGACCUGAGGGGACCCAGCCUGGACCUAAGGCUCAGUGCCACCAGCUCUGGACCCCUCCCACCACCCACCGCAGCACCCAGGCUCCAGACACAUCCCUUGGCCACCUGCGGACAUGAGGGGAUCCAGCCCAGACCCCAAGCCCAUUCCUGCCGGUUCUGGACACCUCUCAUGGCUCUGGACCUGUACCUUCAAACCCCACAGCACCCAGAGGACCAGGCCCAGAACCCAGGAUCCUUCCCACUGCCUCUGGACCCCUCCUGCCACCAGUCACAGUACCCAGAGGCCCUGACACAGACCCUACACCCAUUCCAGCCAUCUCCAGACCUAUUCCUGGCCACCUGUGGACAUGAGGGGCCUAGCCUAGACCCCAGGCCUAUUCCCUCAGGCUCUGGACACCUGCUGCCUGCUCUGGAUCCCUACUUUCCUCCCCAGCAGCACCCAGAGGACCUGGCCCGGACCCCAGGCCCCUUCCUCCUGGCUCUGUACACCUCCCGCCACCUACUACAGCCCCCAGGAGACCAGGCCCACACCCAAGGCCCCUUCCCACUGGCUCUAGACCCCUCUCACUAG
This is a messenger RNA of Loxodonta africana (African savanna elephant), 1920 nucleotides long. RefSeq lists its product as uncharacterized. NCBI's taxonomy places the organism in Eukaryota, Metazoa, Chordata, Mammalia, Proboscidea, Elephantidae. The record is from RefSeq and is a predicted model, not a curated record. Bases 1 to 1920 code for a protein of 639 amino acids. The transcript has 9 exons.